Messenger RNA from Hirsutella rhossiliensis, 6054 nucleotides. RefSeq names its product acyl transferase domain-containing protein. The transcript is spliced from 17 exons. Lineage: Eukaryota; Fungi; Ascomycota; Sordariomycetes; Hypocreales; Ophiocordycipitaceae. Gene Ontology annotation, molecular function: oxidoreductase activity; fatty acid synthase activity; phosphopantetheine binding. The record is from RefSeq and is a predicted model, not a curated record. Gene Ontology annotation, biological process: secondary metabolite biosynthetic process; fatty acid biosynthetic process. The coding region runs from base 1 to 6054 and encodes 2017 amino acids.
AUGUCGUGCCGUUUCUCCGGCAUUGCAACAUCUCCCGAGGGCCUCUGGCAAAUGCUGUCCAAAGGACUUACAGGGUGGGCAACUAGCGGGAAGAACCGAUUCUGUCUGGAGUCGUUCUGGCAUCCUCAAUCAGAUCUUAACGGCUCGUUCAAUACUCGUGGAUUCCAUCUCCUCAACCAGGAUCCGGCAUUAUUCGACGUUGCAUACGAAGCUUUUGAAGAUGCCGGAAUUCCCUUGGCAGAUCUGGCAGGUUCCGAUACGGCCGUAUACUGUGCUGUGUCGCAUCAUGACUACGAGAAAAUCUUGGGUAGAGAUCCGGAGGUGUCACCAAAAAAAAGAUAUCGGUUCACAGGAACGGGGCCAUCAAUACUCGCAAACCGCGUGUCUUACUUUUUUGACUUGCACGGGCCUAGUAUGGCCAUCGAUACGGCCUGUUCCAGUGGCUUGGUUGCCAUACAUCAAGCCUGCCAAUCGAUUCGUACUGGAGAAGCUAAACAGGCUCUCGUUGGAGGCGUAAAUCUUAUUCUUGAUCCCGACCAAGUCAGCAUAAUGUCGUCCAUGUCAUUUUUAUCUGCUCAUGGGCGCUGCUACUCUUUUGAUUCUCGCGCAGAUGGUGAAGCACAAAUGAACAUGAUCAACAAAGUCUACAAACAGGCAGGCCUGAACCCGAGCGACACAGCUUAUGUCGAAGCACAUGGAACUGGAACGACUGUUGGGGACAAACUUGAAGCCGCUGCCCUGCGAGAUACGUUUUGCAAAAACCGUAGAGAAAGAACAACUCCUUUACUCAUCGGCUCUGUCAAGGCCAAUAUCGGCCACACAGAAAGCGUGGCCGGGCUAGCAGGUCAAGGCGCUCAGUGGGCAGGCAUGGCUUGCGGCUUGCUCUCCACAAGUCCGGUCUUCAAGCAGUCUAUGCAACGAUCCGAGGAGACGCUGCUGCAGUUAGGUGCCAAUUGGCAGCUGAUCCAAGAGCUGUCCAAGCAGGACGGCAGUCGGAUCAAUGAAGCCGAGCUGUCCCAGCCGGUUUGCACUGCCGUUCAGGUCGGGUUGGUAGACAUGCUAGCAGCCUGGAACGUGUUUCCUGCGGGCGUUGUUGGACACAGCUCCGGCGAAAUCGCCGCUGCUUAUGCUGUCGGAAUGCUUUCGGCCGAAGACGCACUGAGCGUUGCAUAUCAUCGCGGCAUGCACGUUAGGAGGCUAAAGGAACUCUAUCCUGAUCUCCACGGUGCCAUGCUCGCGGCGGGUAUCUCGGCAGCCGACGCGCAGGCUUACCUUGUGGACGAUCCUAGCGCUGGAAAGGCCAUCGUUGCUUGCGAAAACUCUCCUUGCAGUGUGACAAUUUCCGGGGAUGAGAAGGCCGUGUCAAUUGUUCAAGGGAAGCUGGCAGCAGAUCAGCUCUUCAAUCGCAGUCUCGUCGUUGAGGCAGCGUACCAUUCUCACCAUAUGGAGCUCGUUCAAGAACUGUAUUGGGCCUCGAUACAAAAUGUCCAAUGUAGUCGACGCCGGCGCGAUGUCCAUAUGAUCUCAUCCGUCUAUGGCGAGGAGGUCCAAGAUGCCGAUCUAGAUGCCCACUACUGGUGCAAGAAUCUGACAUCCCCCGUCCGUUUUGCUGAUGCUCUAGCUAAACUUCUCCGAUUAACCCGAGAUAAAGACCAAGGUGCGGUCGUAAUUGUCGAAAUUGGCCCUCACUCGGCAUUGGCUGACUAUCUCUCAGUUCUUGUCCGCAAACAAGAUGCCAGCAACACAGCCAUCACAGCAGCUGGCAGGCUCUUCCAACUCGGAUAUGUCAGUCUUGACCUAGAUACCAUCAACGAUCCACAUGGCAACGCCGAGAAACGCAUCCUCUCCGACCUGCCACGGUACGGCUGGACGCAUAAGACGGAGCAUUGGAGCGAAUCCCGCCGCAGUGCAAAAUACCGACUCCGCAAGUUCCCAAGGCACGACCUCCUGGGAACUGCCGCCAUGGAUAGCCUCUCAGAAGAGCCGACGUGGAGAAACUACCUGCGCCUCCAGGAGCAGCCAUGGCUGGUGGGACACUCGAUCGGAGGGUCGAUCGUGUUCCCUGCCGCCGGGUACCUGGUCAUGGCACUGGAGGCUCUCAAACAGGCUACCUUGCAAGGCUCAAAGCCCUGGAAGAAUUUGCGAGUCAUGUUCCAGAAUUAUCAGCAAUCUCACUGCAUCCAUCCUUCGACGUUGGAUCUCUGCUUCCAGUCGGCCUUCCUCAUCAUGAAAACAGCAGGACUCCUCGGCAGCUCUACUGUGGUUGCCUCUAUCAAUAGUCUAGAACUCCAUACCGAGAUUCCUUCCAAGCCGGGGCAGGAGCUGCAUGUCUCGACCAAGCUACAACAGCACGGUCGCUCCAAAGUGAUCACAGACACAGCUGCUGGAACAUCCCAGCGCCCCGAAGGAGAAUCUCUUACCCAUCGAAUCGAAUGGUCGAUUGAUGCCGAUUUGGCCGAUUCAGGAACCGUCAUCAAGCACUGUCAACUCGAACAGGCAGAGCUGAUGUUAAGUGGACCCAAUCGCAUCUGCGAAGAGUACGCCAAGAUUCUCGUUCAGCAAACGAUCGCGUUGGUUGAACGUAUAGAGGGCGAGCAGCUCAAGAUAAAUGGACAUUUUGUCAAAUUGCUUGAGUGGAUGAGGGCGGUCAGCAGUACCAAUCCGCCUGCCACUGCCACAGCCGUAAAUGCCACAGUCGUAAAGAACCUGGAAGAACAAGUCAAAGCAACUGGUGCUCUCGGCGAGAUGCUCGUCCACAUUGGCCCACAUCUCAUAGAUGUUCUCCAGGGGGAUACCGAGGCCUUGGGAUUACUCCAGGAGGAUGAUCGCCUCUAUGGCAUGUACAGCUACGAGAACUAUGAUAGGUGUCACCGGCAGCUCGCCAAAUACGUCCAGCUCUUGCAGUUCAAGAAUCCGAAUCUGAGAAUUCUUGAAAUCGGUGCCAGAACAGCGAGCACCACUGUAUGGAUCCUGGAGGCUCUGUCCGCGGCGUCACCCGACUCGUCGGGAAGGCCCAAGCUGGGUGGGUAUACCUUUACUGACAUCUCCUCUGGCUUCUUCGCCAAAGCCCAGGAUAAACUCAGCAAGUACGGCGAGUUGAUGGAGUUCCAGAAGCUCGACAUCGAGCAACCCCCAGCUCAGCAGGGCAUCCAGCUGGGCUCGUACGAUCUGAUCAUUGCGACCAACGUCCUCCAUGCGACUCGUGACGUGGGAAACACCCUGCAUAACGUUCGUAGCCUGCUGAAGUCUGGUGGCCGCCUGGCCCUCCUGGAGUUCACGGUCCCAACUGUGCACACCGGCUUGAUCUUUGGCAUGCUUCCGGGCUGGUGGCUGUCCGACGAUGGCCGGAAGGGGGGUCCACUCGACGUAUCUACCUGGGACGAGAGCCUUCGCUGUUGUGGUUUCUCAGGGGUCGAGGUGGAACUCCCUGAUUUCUACACAAGAGCUGAGCACGAAUUGAGUCUUUUAAUAUCGACAGCGGGCCAAGAAGAAAGGCCACUGGAUGUUGAGCCUACCGUAUCGGAUGAUCUCAACACCCCAGAUGCAGGAACGGUAGCAACAACAAUAAGUUCCAGCUCACCACCCAAGGAGGAGUUUGAUGACGGUCGAAUCGUGCACAUCGUACACGGCGAGUCCGAAGAACGCGUCGCCGACCACCUCACGAAGCUAUUUCGCGGAGUCAAAAUUCCUGCGAAGAAAAUUGACCUGGCUACUUGUCAAGUGGACUACGGCCAGCCCGUGGUGGUACUCCUGGAAGUGAAAGGCCCAUUCCUGGCUAUAUGCUCGGAGAGUGAAUGGGAGCGAGUGCGGCAACUGUGUCACCUGUCAACAGUAGUACUCUGGGUCACCGCUGGAGCUGCUAUUGAAAGCUCCAACCCGAUGUCGUCUCUUAUCACCGGACUCUCCCGUUGCCUCAGAUCCGAAGACCACUCUACCAGAUUCAUCACGCUAGAUCUCGAAGCCAAGUCAGAUCUAGAGCAGACUCUGGGAUGGGAGCUCGCUGCUUGUCGGUGCAUCUUUAAAAUCUCUCAGCGAGUUUUCCACGGCCCAGAUACAAAGCGGGAGCCACUGAUCGAGGAAUGGGAGUACGCCAUUCGCGAGGACGAAAUUCUGAUCCCCCGCCUCGUCGCAGAUCACCACAUGGACAGCUACAUCCGUGACAGCGUGUCUCACUACCACCCGCGGCAGGAUAAAAAGGGUCUCCGAUCAGGCCGCGCCCUGGGCCUGAACAUUCAUAUGCCGGGGCUCCUAGACACGCUAUACUGGGAAGACUCAGAUAGGCACUCGCGGCCUGUCGGAUCAGAGGAGGUUCGAGUGGAGCUCGACUUCAUCUCGCUCAACUUCAAGGACGUCAUGACCGCCAUGGGACAGCUGGGUGGUCACUUGGCUUUGCUCCUAGAGGGUAGCGGCAGGGUUGUCGAAAUCGGGGAGGGCGCCUCGGGCAUGUUUGCCGUCGGGGAUGCAGUCUACGUGCUCGACUUUGACGGCGUCGCGACGACGUCCAACAUUCACUGCUCCAACGUCCAUCGGAUGCCUCCAGAUGUGAACCUCGAGAUGCCUGCCGCGGUCGGCAUCGCCUACGCAACAGCGUACUACUCCUUGGUUAGCCGGGGACAUCUCCAAGCCGGGGAGAGGGUCCUGAUCCACUCAGGGGCCGGCGCCGUCGGUCAGGCGGCGAUUACGUUGGCGCAGAAGAUGUGCGAGGCUGGCGAGAUAUUUGUGACAGUGGGCAGCGACGAGAAGCGCGAAUUUGUCAAGAACAGGUUUGGCAUUCCGGAGGAGAACAUAUUCUCCAGCCGCGGGCUCGAUUUCUACCAAGGCAUCCUCCAGCGCACCGCAGGCGAGGGCGUAGACGUCGUGUUAAAUUCGCUCAGCGGCGAAUCUUUGCAGAAAAGCGUCCAACUCCUAAGCCCUCUGGGCAGGUUUGUCGAGAUUGGUAAGAAAGAUCUGUUGUCUUCGGAAUCCAGGCUAGAGAUGCGGCACCUCGAAAGGAACAUCCAAUUCUCGACGGUGGACUUGACGCUACUCGGGCGAAGACAGCCAGCUCAGCUCCGCGAGAUUUUCGCCACAGUAUUGGACCUGGUCACUCGGGAUAAGAUUGCCAUUAUCAAUCCCAUAAAGGCUAAAUCCAUUUCCGAAACGGAAGAAACCUUCAGAUUAAUGCAAGCCGGGCAGCACAUGGGAAAGCUACUGCUCAGAGUCGACCCUGAGGCAUACAUCCCCGUACAACCCCCGAAACCAACAGCUGGAGCCAUGGUCUCCGGUACUUGGAACAUACAUGAAGUCUUUGGAGAUACGCUCGACUUUUUUGUUCUCUUUUCGAGCAGCGGCGGCAUCAUCGGGUCUUUCGGCCAAGGCAACUACUGCGCGGGUAAUACUUUCCAAGACGCCUUUGCUCGUUAUCGAACAGGAAUGGGUCUGCCAGGCCGUUCAAUCGAUAUUGGGUUCGUAGAGGGCGAAGGCUACACUGCGGAAAAUGAAGUCGCGGCAGACUUUGUCAGGCGCCAGGGCUUGACGUCGUACCGACUCCAAGAGUUCCUGGUGACGGUCGAAGAGGCGAUCAAAAGACCCGUCGGGGCUGCCCCGGCCGAAGCUCAACUACUCUGCGGCAUAAGUAGGGCUGACCCGGCUUCUAGCUCACAAGAGGCGGCUCUGCAGAGGCCAGACCCUAAAUUUUCCCACAUUUGGAGGAAGCAGGGUGCUGCGUCUCAGGACCAGCGAACUUCAGCAGCAUCUGCCAGCCAGAUCGAUGUCCAGGCCGCCCUACGCAGUUGCACAAGCGCUGCCGAAGCAUCGGAAAUGACCCUGCAGGCCGUCAAAAUGAAGCUUGCCCGCCUCCUGGCUGUCCCAGCCAAGGAUAUCUUGGUCGACCGGUCGGUUGCGAGUCAUGGCAUGGACUCGCUCGUGGCGGUGGAGCUUCGCAACUGGAUCUCGGCUUUCCUGGAGGCGCACGUCCAGACGGUUGAGCUUAUGAGCUCCAUGUCCUUUACGAAUCUGGCAUUGCUCAUCGCCAAGAGGAGCCACUUAAUCCAGCCUAGGGUGUUUGCCGACUAG